This is a messenger RNA of Vigna unguiculata (cowpea), 1460 nucleotides long. Its product is annotated as transcription repressor OFP2-like. Gene Ontology annotation, biological process: negative regulation of DNA-templated transcription. NCBI's taxonomy places the organism in Eukaryota, Viridiplantae, Streptophyta, Magnoliopsida, Fabales, Fabaceae. Gene Ontology annotation, molecular function: DNA binding. The record is from RefSeq and is a predicted model, not a curated record.
AUAGAAACAGUACGAGCUUUGUGCAUGUUUGCUGGUAAGCAAUGAUGAGAGAAAGUAAUUUGGUGGACAAACUUGGUCCCCUUGCUUUCAUGCUGGGCACUUUUGGACCACCAAUUUCAAUUUUCUUCUUUUUCAACUGUUAUAAACCUACCUUUCUUCCUUUAUUCAUCUUCCAUUUCACCUUAUAUCUCAAUUAGAAACAUAUCUGACCCAUCAAACAAGAGAAACAUAGAGAGUUAGAGUGUGUGUGUGUGUGUGUUUUUGUGUCUGUGUCUGUAUUCUGAUGGGGAAUAACAGGUUUAAGUUGUCAGAUAUGAUGCCAAAUGCUUGGUUUUACAAGCUCAAAGAUAUGAGCAGAUCAAGAAACAGAAAUGGUUCUCAUGUUAUGAAGAGUAAAGUAUCUUCACCAACAACAUCUCAAAGGUCGCUGCCAAGAUAUUCACACUAUUUCUCCACUGAGCCGAUCAGAACUGGUAAGCUAUACAACACUCCCAUUCACACCAGAGAUUUGGACAUGCCAUUCACUGAUUCACCUACAAGAUCAUCCAAGAGAAGGACUAGGAGAAAAACCAUUUACAAGCCUUCUCCCACUGUUGUUUCUUCCUCUUUCUUACCAACUUCCAACUAUGACUCCACCGAUCAUUGGAUCAAACCAUACCAAGAUCAGUCACCACCAGAUUAUGAUGUGUCUUCAGUUGAAAGCUCUUCUGAAUCGGAUCUCCAUGAGUACGCUUAUUCUGAGUCUGAAUGUGACAGUUUUUCUGUUCCUGAUUUACUUAACGGAAUGGCCCCUAAUGGCAGCUGCAGAGUUAGCUCUUCCACUAACGACAUCAUCAUUGACAUGAACAACGACUCCUUCCUUGGGAACUCUGAAAACCAAGAUGGGUUUGAUGCAAUUUCAGAGCUGGGUCUUCCCCCAAUAUUGACAAAGCCAGUGAAUUUUGAUGACAAGGUCAUUGAAGCCACUGAGUUGAGAAGUUAUGAACUGCAGUAUGAUCAGUCUUUCUCAAUUGAAAUCAACAAAGAGGAAGAUAGCAGAACUCAAAGGAGGAGAAAAAGCAGUCAUAGAAAGCCCUUCUCUAAUUCUUCUGGCAUAAGGCUUAGAAUCAAUUCUCCAAAACUUGCUAGCAGAAAAAUUCAAACUUGUGCAAGAAGGAGUGUUUCAUCAACUGCAAGCAGAGCUUCAAGGAGCACAGGUUUUCCCGAUGGGUUUGCUGUUGUGAAGUCCUCAUUUGAUCCACAGAGUGAUUUCAGGGAAUCAAUGGUGGAGAUGAUUGUGGAGAACAAUAUCCGAGCAUCGAAAGAUUUGGAGGACCUACUUGCCUGCUACCUUUCCCUCAAUUCUAGUGAAUACCAUGAUCUCAUUGUUAAAGCAUUUGAGCAAAUUUGGUUUGACUUGGCUCAACUUAGAAUGUAAAGAUCUUAUUGUUAUCCAAUGCAUGUUUAUAGUCUUGUAACUA